AUGAACAAAAGGAAAGCUUCAGUGGAGAGAAACACUAAACAGAAGGCAUCGUCCAGACGGCCAAGCAAUACCAGCGUGAAUACGAGAACGAAUGUCGGGCAACAAAAAGUUCGCAAGCCCGAGAAACUGCCUUCUGCGAAUAACAUCAACGCGCAGGGUGACUCCUCGAAGCCGACGAACAAAGCCGUGGACGUUUGCAUGCCAAAGACCAGGUUCAGCUCUCAGGACAGAUCCAGAGACUCGAGGUCGUGUUCCUCACCGAGACUCAAGUGUUUCCCCGCGGAGAAAAUCAAAAAGUUGGACAGUCCUCCGCCUUUCUCUCCCAAACCCAUAGGUGCCUUGAUCGCGCAACAGGAUCCUCGAGAAUCCGGAGUCUUGUACGUGUCCACGCCUCUCGAGCAACGUCGCGACAAUGGCCAGGGUGACUCUGCAGCCGUCACGCAGCAUUUGCAUCAACGUCAUCAGCAACAAGGCGUGCACUCUGCGAGCCAGCAACAGGUUGUGCCUCAGCAGGCGAUCCAUCAGAUCGGUCAGAUGAACCCGCACUCGAAGAGUCUACUGCCUCAACAGGUCGCGAAUGUUCAGUCCCAUAGGCCUUUCGUGCCUCACGGCUUGCCAGACUACUCGCAAAAUUCUCAGAAGAAUCCUCACGCGACAUCUUCCAACCCUCCUCGGAUCCCGACGAAUCCAGGGGUACAACAGGUCGCGAAUAAUUCUGUAGCGAUCGAGGACCACGGGAAGACAAAGAACGAGGAUCAAACGAGUGAUCUGGAUUACGAGAAACAGCCAGUGGGAGGUCGCAAUGCAGCUGUUUACAUGCGGACGAUGGUCAACUCGCAUGGACAGACUGCUUCGCAGAUUCCGAUGGAUCCAGCUACGUCGAAUGCACCUAAUAUUAAUCUUCAGAACGCUCAUAAUCGGUAUCCCUCCGCCAGUCAGGUUCCAUCGCACACGAACCCUCAGAACCCUCAGAAUCCUCCGAAUCCUCAGCACAUCCAUCAGCAGCUUCAGCAGAACAGGCUGCAGCAGAGGGCAGUGAACUACCAGAUGCAGGUGAUGGGUAGUCAGCAACAGCCAGAAGGAUCCCAGGGAGCUCCUUACAAUUACAAUAGUCAACAGGGUGGAAUGUAUUUCCCUGGUCAAGGAAUGACCUCCCCUCAGGACGCAGUGGCGGGUCAGAUGAAAAAUUCGAGGAUGCUUGGAUCGAUUCAGCAGAACUAUCCUGUUCAUCAAGAUGACUUGGAUUACGGGAUGAAUGCGCAGAAUGGUUGGAGCAGGAACAAUAAGCAAGCUGAGUAUUCUAGCGCUAAAGGUCAGCUGAAAACGUAUCACGUUGACGUGGUAAAUGGUAACCAGCCACAGUAUGCAAUUCAGAACCAGCCGCAGCAACAAUUUAUACCACAGAAUCAGCAACAGCAGCAAUUUCUGACACAGAAUCCUCAACAGCAACAAUUUAUGCCACAGAACCCUCAACAACAACAAUUUAUACCACAGACUCAACAAAGGCAGCAAUUUGUAGCCCAGAAUCAGCAGAGACAGCAAUUUGUUCCUCAGAAUCAGCAGCAACGGCAAUUUGUGCCACAGAAUCAGCAGCAAUUUGUACCCCAGAGUCAACAAAGACAGCAAUUUGUUCCUCAGAAUCAACAGCAACAAUUUAUGCCACAUAACCCUCAGCAGCAAUUAUUUGUGCCACAGAAUCAGCAGCAGCAAUUUAUACCUCAACAAGGAACCGCGAUGCCGCAGAGACAGCAAAAUUCGAUGGCCUAUAAUCAAGCAGGUCUCAAUCAGCAGCCCCCAGACGGCAAUUCGCAGCCUCAAAUGGGAAGGAAGAAGCCCAUGAAGUUCACUGUCGGCAUGGUUCGCGACCAGGAGAAACUGUUAGCCACCAUGAAGCAGCAAGGAGUGCCGAUGGACGUAAUGAAGAGGCAAUUCGAUUUGUUGCUGAACGAGCAACGAAGACAUUUGGAAUAUCUGGAGCUCAUACAGCAGCAGAAAGACUCUCAGGAAGAACGGAGGACAGAGGUUACGAUACGAAGAAGGAAACAGCAAGAUGAGAAGCCUGAUUGGAUGAUUCAUUUGACUCCACCUAGAUUGUCUUAUCUGGAAAUUGAGAAAUUGCAGGAGCAACAAAGAAAGGAACGCGAAGUUAAGGAAUUGGAGGCUAUGCAACAGCAACAACAGCAAACACAGCAACAGAUGACGACAACGAGAGAGAUACCUGGCCAUCAGGUUCCUGUACAGGCUACCAACCAGCAGAACUACCAGCUCUGGCAGCAGCAACAGCAGAGAGUUCCACAGCACUACAACAAUGCGUAUGUUCAACCUCCCGUUGUUUCAGGGCCUGGUGUCAAUGGGAGCGAACCAAUGAAAUCCAUGAUUCAUCAUCAAAAUGCGACGCAGUAUCAAUAUGCUCAUGCACAACCUCAUCCAAAUUAUAAUCCCCAGUUACAGUAUCAGCAAUUCUAUCAAACUGCGCCUCAACAAAAUCCUCAACAAAAUCAACAACAACUUCAAUCCGCUAACAACCUUCCAGUCUACGAAGGGAGUAGAUCACCUAACGAGCCGUCCAGUUUGCUAAAAAUGCGUCGAUACAAGAACGAGGUCCGACCGCAGAGACAAAACAACGGACUGCAAGAUCCGGAAGUGGCGAAGAAGCACUUGGAGGACUUCAAGGUGUCAACGGACGCGAGAAAAGGCCUGGAAUAUCUAGCUAACUUAGCCCCGAAGAAACGCAUAGUGAGAUUGAACGGAAUACAGGAUCGCAACGAGUUGGAGGCAGAGUUUCAGCAACGUAUGAUCACGUCUACGUUCCAACCAGCUGCCAAAGUAAUGUCCGCGAACGGUCUGGAGAACAACAGGAACCCGGACAACCCGCUGCCGCAGAGGCUAUCGAAUCUGAAGAAGUCUGAGCAGGAAUUCCUGAAGGAAUAUCCCAGACAGAAGCAGAAUAAUCCAAGGAACUGCUACAGCGUGCCUGCUGAGAGGGAAAACGGUUCUGUAGCCAUGGGACAUUCACAGUUACACCCUCAACAGACAUCUCUAGGCCAGGUGUCAACUAGUUUGACACCUUACAGCGAGAAGAAUCAAAUGAUUAAUCACGGAGGUGCAAUGCCGUACAGGUUCGACGGAAGUUUUCCUCAGCACUAUCAGCAGAUGCACCAGUAUUACCAGAACUCGAGGAACUUGGCCAGGAACAACGGCGAAGGGGAUGUAGGAUCGACGCAGAGAAUAGAGCAAAGCAAAAGGAGCUUCGAUCACGCUGGCGGAGAUGCUAGCGAAAAUAUGAAUCGUGCGAUGAAUGGGCAAAUGGCGGAGGGAAAGAUACCGUAUCAAGGGGUGUACUACAACCAACCGAGUAUCAACGAACCCAGGACCAUCGGGGGUGUGAGGUACCUGGCCAGGAAGCAGGAUUACUUGCCCAAUCAGCAAAUCCUGGCGCCGGAAACUCUGAUCGCGAACAGACACGUGCAACCCCCGGUGAUGUACUGA
This is a messenger RNA of Eufriesea mexicana, 3489 nucleotides long. Its product is annotated as GATA zinc finger domain-containing protein 10. The coding region runs from base 1 to 3489 and encodes 1162 amino acids. Lineage: Eukaryota; Metazoa; Arthropoda; Insecta; Hymenoptera; Apidae. The record is from RefSeq and is a predicted model, not a curated record. The transcript is spliced from 3 exons.